Physeter macrocephalus (sperm whale) is the source of this 645-nucleotide messenger RNA. RefSeq names its product sarcosine dehydrogenase, mitochondrial. The annotation marks the transcript as partial. The transcript is spliced from 5 exons. The record is from RefSeq and is a predicted model, not a curated record. Gene Ontology annotation, molecular function: protein binding. NCBI's taxonomy places the organism in Eukaryota, Metazoa, Chordata, Mammalia, Artiodactyla, Physeteridae. Gene Ontology annotation, cellular component: mitochondrion.
GUCUGGCCUGCAGAGGGGCCGCUGCUGUGUUUGACAUGUCCUACUUCGGGAAGUUCUACCUGGUGGGCCUGGAUGCGAGGAAGGCUGCCGACUGGCUCUUCUCGGCCGAUGUCAGCCGGCCCCCAGGCUCCACGGUGUACACCUGCAUGCUGAACCACCGCGGGGGCACCGAGAGCGACCUGACCGUCAGCCGCCUUGCUCCCAGCCCCCAGACCUCCCCGCUGGCCCCUGCCUUUGAAGGGGACGGCUACUACCUGGCCGUGGGCGGGGCCGUAGCCCAGCACAGCUGGUCCCACAUCACCACGGUGCUGCAGGACUGGAAGUUCCGGUGCCAGCUUGUCGACAGCUCCGAGGACCUGGGCCUGAUCAGCAUCCAGGGCCCAGCCAGCCGGGCCAUUCUCCAGGAAGUGCUCGAUGCAGACCUGAGCAAUGAGGCCUUCCCGCUCUUCACUCACCAGCUGGUGAGAGCCGCCGGGCACCUGGUCCGGGCCAUGAGGCUGUCCUUCGUUGGGGAGCUGGGCUGGGAGCUGCACAUCCCGAGGUCGUCCUGCCUGCCCGUGUACCAGGCUGUGAUGGCAGCAGGGGCCAAGCACGGCCUCGUCAACGCCGGGUACCGGGCCAUCGACUCCCUGAGCAUCGAGAAAG